This is a messenger RNA of Sinocyclocheilus rhinocerous, 367 nucleotides long. RefSeq names its product serine/threonine-protein kinase RIO3-like. The transcript has 4 exons. NCBI's taxonomy places the organism in Eukaryota, Metazoa, Chordata, Actinopteri, Cypriniformes, Cyprinidae. The record is from RefSeq and is a predicted model, not a curated record. The coding region runs from base 23 to 367 and encodes 114 amino acids.
CAUAUCCUUUGAGAACUACCGCAUGGUUCAUCCGUAUGAGGACAGUGACAGCUCUGAAGAUGAGGUUGAUUGGCAAGACACUCGCCAUGACCCCUACAGAGCUGACAAACCAACAACGACCCCUAAAAAGGGAUUUGUUGGAAAGGGCAAGAACAUCACCACCAAACAUGACGAGGACAUCUGUGGACGGAAGAACACGGCACGCAUGGACAAUUUUGCUCCGGAGGUGCAGGUGGGAGACGGGAUCGGCAUGGACCUGAAGCUCUCCAACCAAGUGUACAAUGCUCUGAAACGCCACUGUCACACCGAGCAGCGCCGUAGCGCUCGACUUCAUGAGAAGAAGGAGCACUCUACUGCUACUUUUUAA